Messenger RNA from Macrosiphum euphorbiae (potato aphid), 2820 nucleotides. Lineage: Eukaryota; Metazoa; Arthropoda; Insecta; Hemiptera; Aphididae. The record is from the annotation of a GenBank genome assembly.
AUGGAUAUUUCCGACACAAAGGUUAGGGUUCUCUAUGACUUUGAGUACAAGACUAGAGAAAACAAGUGCGUAUCAAUCAAAGAAGGCGAAAAACUACUUUUAUUGAAAAAAACUAACGAUGACUGGUGGCAAGUUAUACGCAGUUCAGGCCAGCCAUUUUAUGUUCCAGCUACCUUUGUUAAAGAAAUUCCACGAGCCCCUAGCAGGCCUAGUUUAUCCAAGGGCGAGGAGAAAAUUAUAGUAGAAAAACCACAAGUGCUAAAACGUACUAUUUUUGAAAAACCCUUAACUCCGUCCUAUGAAAACAUUCCUUUAGAAAACACAACCGUUUUAAGUGUCAAUGACUUGAAUGUUAAUGAUGUGAUAAGUGAUAUUAAACGAGUUGAUAUUCAAAAUGAGAACAACAUAUUGUCACCAGUGUUAAAUAGAAAAAAUAAAACUGUAGUUACAGUUAACCAAGAAAAUUCUGGCUAUUGUCAGGUGAAUAUUAAAAAAUGUGAUAUUAAAGAGCAACUUUCAUUACAAUUGUCUAGCUCCUUAGAAGAACUUGCUCAAGAAAUUGAGCUAAAAUCAUUGCCCUUGAACAAAAAUACAUUAACUUACGAGCCUUCUAAAGUGCAGAACUUGCUAGAAAACAUUCGAAAGCCUGCCGUAAUAUCGAUUCAAAAUCUAAAAGCCAUUGAAAAACCUGAAAUAGGUAAUAAUGGACAAAUUCCUAAAAAUAAACUUUGUUAUACUGGUAGCUUUAAAACAAAACAUGAACGUGACAAAUGGGCCAAAAACAUAAUGACCAAUGAAAAUAUUAUUGAAGAAAACAAACCAGAUGAUGAAGAAUCAGUAAUGAUUAGUGAUUCUGUUUUAUCAAAAUCAAUAUCUACACCUGAUGCACAUAGUACCAGUGCAGAUCUCACAGGUGGAUCAACAGAUAGUCUACUAGAUGGUGACUCAUUGGGUAUUACUGAUAGCGAUCAAGAUUCGUUGAGGUUGCAUGGAUCUAGAAAACGAACAUCUUUGGCCAGGAAUCGUAGAGUGGAUUCUUAUUCUAAAAGAUAUCCAAUACGAAAUUCUUCACCGCCAAUUCUAGAUGUUACUCCAGGCCAUGGUGAACCAUUUGAACGUACCUGGUCUUCCCCUAAACAACGUAUCGUUGAUGAAGACAAGAUAAGUGGACAUAGUAGUGCUGGGACAAUUAAUUCGGGUAGUCAAAGUCAAAGUUCAUCUCCAUUAGCUGAAUUGGAUGAAGAAUAUGAGCCAAAUGAUAAUACUCCACCUCUAAAAACAAAAGUUAAACCUAUUAGUGAGACACCUGUGGGAUGGAUAAUGCAAGCUGAUCCAGCCUCUGGAUUACCGUGUUUUGUAAAUCAGUCAACUGGAGCAAAGUGGCUCUCUUCAAAAGAUUUUAAAGGUCGAUCUUACUACUAUGAAGAAAAUAGUAAAGAAUCAUCUUGGACAUUGCCUGAGACAAGUAAUAGCAAUGCAUCUAAUGCUAGCCCAUCGUCUCUUAAAGUAGACUUAGAAGAUUCUUCUUCAUCUUUGAAAUCAAACAAAAGUAAUAGUGAAAAAAAUGACUCUUCAGACUUAAAGAGCCCAUCGUCGCCUCAAGUAAAUGUUCCUAAGAAUUGGCCCCAAUUAUGGGAUGGGCAUAUGUGCGUACUGAAAGAAGGUCCCUUAAAUCGAACAAAAAUUACUGAAAACGGAAAGAGGCUUCGAAAGAAUUGGACGAUAUCACAUGUAAUACUUACGGAAUUAUUUUUACUUUUCUUCAAAGACUCUAAAUGUUUUGUAGCAAUGAAAAAUGGUAAUGGACGACCAGAACUUUGUGUGGAUUUGAAUGGUGCCCUUGUGUAUCCAGCAGACAAGGUAUCUAGCCGUAAAAAUGUCUACGUUAUCAGUACUGUCUUAGGAACUCAGGUAUUGUUCCAAAACGAAUGUAACAUCCAAGCCCAGUCAUGGCUCUAUGCAAUACAAGCAGUUAUUUCCAAUCUGCCGUGUAACUUUGACAGAUGUCCUCGUUCACCAAAUACACGCACCAAAGACUUCCUUGACGCUGAAAAAAAAAACAAACUAAAUAGGAACAAAUCCCUUAAAUUAAAAGCAAAAGAUGGUGGAAGUAUGGAAGAUUUGACAUCAAAUGUAGAACGUCAGACAAAAAUAAAAGCCCGUCUACGGAAAUUUUUUCAUCGAAGACCUACGAUGGAAUCGCUAGUCAAAAAAGGAAUAUGGAAAGAUGAGAAUGCAUUUGGGUGUUUCUUGGAACAUGUGGUUGGUACUGAUCAACCGCGCGUUCCAGCUUUUGUACAACGUUGUGUGGCAGCAAUUGAGAUCAGCGAAGAAAACUUAAAGACCGAUGGCCUGUACCGCGCUUCAGGCAAUUUAUCUCAGGUGCAAAAGAUAAGAUUACAAGUUGACCAAAAUAAUCUAUCAGUGAUUGACCAAGAAGAGGAUGUUCAUGUUUUAACUGGCGCUCUUAAGCUGUUUUUCAGAGAACUCAAAGAACCUCUUAUACCGUAUCAUGCUUUCCGCAAAGCUAUUUCAGCAGGCACAAGUCAUAGUCGUAAAGACAAGUUAUUAAAUUUUCGUGAUAUCACAAAGUCAUUACCUGGACCCAAUUAUGACACGCUAAAGUUCUUACUAAUACACUUAUUGAAAGUAACAAGUUACAAGGAAUUCAACCGGAUGCACAUUCCAAAUUUAGCUAUUGUUUUUGGACCAACCCUCAUGUGGCCAGAAACGGAAUCAACAAAUAUGGCGAUUGACCUGAUGCAACAAAAUAUGGUGAUAGAAGCACUUUUAGCCGACUUUGAUAAUAUAUUCAAAUAA